UGAAGUUUAAUGAGGGAUGCUCCAUAAAUUGGGAGAUGUAAAAUCCAUUUUCUAAGUAACAAAAUGUUUCUUGAGAAACGGAUGGGUUAGAAGACUUAGUUUCAGAAAUAGGGAAGCUCUUAGGAUUUAGCCUUCUCUCCCCAAAGUGGAAAAAAAACACUGUCAAAUCUGUAUGGAAUUUCAUCCAUUUUCCAUUCAGUAAUCACAAAGGGCAGAAUCAAAAUACAUGUUUAAGUACAGCAGUAAGAGGUAGUUCUCUCAGAAAUGUUACAACCUUACGUGAUAGAAUACAAUUGAUGGAGGAAAUAAAUACUUGCUCCUCCCCGUUUAAUACCUGGAACCUUGGUGUGAGAAGUGCCGUGUUUUUCCACAACCAUUUGUGUUUCAGUAGGGGCUGAAUAUGUUGGCCAAGUAUGCUUGUGCAGACAAUGUGUCCAAACGUUUUUCCCAAAUCUGCCAUCAUGCUUUAUUACCUUAGAGGUGACCUGUCCUUCCCUACUUCUGGUCUCGUGUCAGGGUCUUGUUCUUGCAUCUGGUUUGUUUACCAUUUGGCAGUCUCGUUAAAAUCCACAGCUGGGGUGAUCUAUCCUCAAAUUUGCAGGUCAAGAGGAAGUUCCUUAGCAUAAAGCACCGUUCCCUUAAUCUUCCUGCUCUAAUUUGCCGUAGUCUCCUGGGAAACCACUUAAACGUGCCUGGGAAACCUUGCCUGCAUAACGGCACAGGGGGGGCUCCUGGACCGCUGUACCAGACGCUGAUGUUAGUCUGGCCUUCAAGUGGGUCUGCAGCUUUCGUGGGGCUAAAAUAGCCAGUUCUGCAGCGCCACUGGAAGAAACGCGUUGAACGGCGAGCUAGCUGACCAUUGUUCUCUCCAGGCCUUUUACAGCCCCAACGCCCUUCGCUCUAGGAAUCCUCACCGAGUUUUGCUUUUUGCUUAAGAGCCCGUUUGCCCGUUGCAGCAAGGAGCGACGAGGAGCGACGAGCACCGACGCCAGCCGGAAGCGCCCGCCCUGCUCGCUCUUCCGUUUCCGGUGGCGCGGAGGCCGUGGCGUCAUCGCUGAGCGCCCGGCCGGCGGCCCGCGUGAGGAGGAGAGAUGCUGAGCCGGCUUCAGGAACUGCGCAAGGAGGAGGAGACGCUGCUGCGCCUGAAGGCGGCUCUGCACGACCAGCUGAACCGGCUCAAGGUUGAAGAACUGGCCCUCCAGUCAAUGAUUAGUUCUAGAAGAGGGGAUGAGAUGCUGACUUCUCAGGCUGCACCUGAACAGUCACAUGAUCAGAUGCUGGUGCAUGUAGACAAUGAAGCAUCCAUCAAUCAAACUGCACUGGAGUUGAGCACAAGGAGCCAUGUGCCGCAAGAAGAAGAGGAAGAGGAAGAGGAGGAGGAAUCAGAUUCCUGAAGGGGCGAAGAGCCGGGGGAGAAGACCGCGCACUGCAGUUGUAUAUGCAUUUGCUGUGUCUCCCCCACAAAAUCUAAGUCUUCAAGACUGGAGACCUGUUUUUCCACUUUUGGAUCCCCCACCUCGUUCCUACUGCCACCCGACAGUGCUCAGCACAUAGUAAGUGCGCAAGGAUGCUUGGUGAAUGGAGGAAUGAGAAUGUAAAUGGGCGGGGGGAGGUUCCUGGAUCUGAGGGGAGGAGGGAGGGACUCAGAGCAACCUAAAGAUGGUCCCUGGAAAAGGACUUCUGCAGCCGCUAAACCAGCCACUCAGUUCCCAGAGCGUGAUACACGAAGCAGGACACACAGAUCCUGGAGCCCAAGCUGCCCAUGUUGUGGGAGCAACACAGGUUUCCCGGACAAAUCAACUGUGAGUUUUUCCUUCAGAGGAGCAAGUAAAUUCCAAGGUCAAAGAAGCUACGCAGUACCUUACCUCAUUGACUAUGUAAUCCAACAACUCGAAGAUUGCCAUGGGAGGCCGGCUGUCCAUUCCAUAAGCUACAAAUGUUAUAAGAAGAAAAAAGAAAAUGCUUCUCAGAAACACACAGGAGGUUAUCGGCCAAUAUGAGGCUGGGGGUUGGGCAUGGAUCCCAGGGACGUGAACAGAAUCGUGGAUAAUAAAGACACAGAAGAGCCACAGAUCAGGCCUGAAAACGGGACCAGCGAAAGCCACAGUCAGCUUGCCUGGGUAUGAGGCCGGGCUCUGCCACAGCUGAGGUUUUUGACCGUGGGCAAAUGUUUUUGCCUAGUUUUGAGUUUUGUAAAAUAGAGAUGGGUAAAAAUUAUGUUCGCCCUUCCUCCUUCAUUAAAAGAGGAGCAAAUGAGAUAAUAACUAAAUAACUAGCAAGGACUUAGUUUUAAUUCUCCCUGAACUUGGCCUCUUCCUUUUACACCCCAGAGUCACAGGCCCACCUGGGGCCACAGCCACCAGCCCCUCCAAUGGCCCGCCAUUGGCUGUCCGUGCCCCCGUUUGUCCUUUCAUGCUCACCCCCCCAUGGGGGCUAACGGAGGUAAAGACCAGAUCGCCCUGCUUGGACACGGACGUCCUGGCAGGAUAACAUUACAUCAGAGGAUGAUGGGUGGGCCAGGCUCCUCCAAGUACCAUGUUUACUUUAUGGUUCAGAGAGGCAGGCGGACCUGCACGCACAGUGCUCACCACCUCAGAGUCAGACGAGGCUGCUUACCAGGCUACGUGGCAAGUCUAGCACUCUAUGCCUCAGUUUCCUCAUAUCCAAAAUGGAGAUUACAAUAGUGCUCACACCCGACUGCUGUUAAAAUUACAUAAUGCGAGGCAAAUCCAUGGAGACAGAAAGCAGAUUGGUGGUUGCCAGGGGGUUGAGGGUGGAGGGAGCUGGGAGUGACUGCUAAUGGAGAUGGUUUUCUUUGGGAGCGGGUGCUGGAAAUGUUCUUGAAUUACAUAGGGGUGAUGGUUGCACAACAUGGAGCAAUAUACUAAAACCCACCGAACUGUACACUUUAAAA
Messenger RNA from Camelus dromedarius (Arabian camel), 2914 nucleotides. RefSeq names its product small nuclear RNA activating complex polypeptide 5 (gene SNAPC5). The record is from RefSeq and is a predicted model, not a curated record. The transcript is spliced from 4 exons. Gene Ontology annotation, biological process: transcription initiation at RNA polymerase III promoter; transcription by RNA polymerase II. Gene Ontology annotation, cellular component: nucleus. Bases 1092 to 1394 code for a protein of 100 amino acids. Lineage: Eukaryota; Metazoa; Chordata; Mammalia; Artiodactyla; Camelidae.